AUGAAUUACAAACCUUUCGAAGAAGAAAAAUUCAAACGAAUAAAUAAAAAAUUAAAUUUUCAACGAUGGUUCUAUUCAAUAAUAGGAAUUAUAACUAUUUCUAUAAUAAUUCUUCUAACUCUUGGACAAAUCCAAGAUAUGAAAAAAGAAAACUAUGAAUUUGCAAUUUGUCUUUUACUUAUUGUUCAUUCAGUUUUUGUAAUUAUUUCUAUUCUUUCAACAGCUAUUUUCUGUCGUAUUACUAAUGCUGUCUUAACAACUUUAACCAUUAUACUUCUAUGUACUUAUACUGGCGUUCAUUUUUAUAUUCGAUUUUCAUUAUGUCCUAAUCAUCCGAAUGAAGAUUUUCAUUUGAUAACGGUUCGAUUAGGUUUUAUAUUAACUUUAUUAAUCUUAUUACUUCCAUGGACGAAUAUUAUGGUUCAUGAAUACCAAAUGAAUAAUCUACCAGACAAAGAAAUGAUAAAUCCAAGAUCAACAACAUUUUCUUGGUUUUUAUAUCUUGAUUUUAUGUUAAUAAGUUCUUUAUUAAUAUUAAGCAUUCGUAAUCAAUCAGAUUUUGGUCUAUAUGAAAUUCUCUUAUUAUCAAUUGGAAUACCUCUUACUUUAUUAUGGUUAUAUACAGGAAUGUUUAUGGCUAUUUCUGAAUAUAAUAUGCUAUCAAAAAUCAAUGAAUCAACAUUAUUUCCUUUACUUAUUCUAAUAUUUAUUUGUAGUGGUACGAAUAUGGUUAUUCAUACACUAACAGUCAUAAUUAGUUUUAUUUUAAUUGGUAUAUAA
Messenger RNA from Rotaria sp. Silwood1, 780 nucleotides. Lineage: Eukaryota; Metazoa; Rotifera; Eurotatoria; Philodinida; Philodinidae. The record is from the annotation of a GenBank genome assembly.